This is a messenger RNA of Dufourea novaeangliae, 13852 nucleotides long. It is a transcript of the gene HUWE1, whose product is annotated as E3 ubiquitin-protein ligase HUWE1. The record is from RefSeq and is a predicted model, not a curated record. Gene Ontology annotation, cellular component: nucleus. Lineage: Eukaryota; Metazoa; Arthropoda; Insecta; Hymenoptera; Halictidae. Gene Ontology annotation, biological process: proteasome-mediated ubiquitin-dependent protein catabolic process; positive regulation of protein catabolic process; protein polyubiquitination. Gene Ontology annotation, molecular function: ubiquitin-protein transferase activity; zinc ion binding; protein binding.
GCCAAAAUGAAAAUUGACAGAAGUAGGUUGAAAAAGUGCAUUUCUGAAGCGCCGGCAGAAUGUCAGGCUCUUAUAAAUAAGCUGCGUUCAUGCUCCCAUGCAGAAUUGCUGGAGGAGCUGAAGCAAAUAGAUGCAUGGACCUUUGGAAAAUGUGAACUGUUCCAUUGGAUUGAUGUAUUGGAUCUUAAUGACAAUAUUUUGGAAGAAGCUGCUGCAAGAAGUCCCGACAAUCCAUGGGAAUUAGCUUGUGAUCUUCCUCAAAACAGAGAGUAUAAUGAAUUACCACAAUUGUGUGUGUGUGUGCGCAUAUAACUUUGGAUUCUUCACUUCACAACAUUAUUGAUUGAACACUCAUUCUCACGGCAUUUGUACAACAGUAUGGAACAUCUGGUGUCCUUGUUAUCAAGCUGUGAUAUGCAUGUUGUUCUCGGUGUUCUAAAUCUUCUCUACAUGUUCAGUAAACGUAGUAAUUUCAUUACACGUUUAAACAGUGAUAAAAGACAAGCUUUAAUAAGUAGACUUAAUCAUCUGGCUGAGAGCUGGGGUGGAAAAGAAAAUGGAUUUGGUUUGGCAGAAUGUUGUAAAGAAUUUCCAGACAAGCCACUUCCAGCAAGUGCUACGACAUUACAUUUUGAAUUCUAUGCAGAGAAUUCAAACACAGACACAACGGGUACCGUGGUGAACACUGGUACAAAAAAACUUGGGCAGACAAAUUUUGUAACGUAUAUACACAUAGAGAAUGUGGAUAAACUUGGUAAAACACCAGCACAAAUAAUGAAUGAUUUAUUAAAAGUCUAUAAUGUACCUCAAGAUCGACAGAUGGCGCUGUUCACACACAUAAGACUGGCACACAGUUUUUCCGACUACCGAAGACGUUUACAAUGUGUGCAAGCUCGGCUGCAAGCGUUGUCAGUACUUGUAUAUAAUAAUGCGCUUCAGGAAAAUGCAGAUAGUUUGCUGCAUGCUGGGCUUUUAGAAGAAUUAGUAGAAUUAAUGGAACUUCCGCACGCACAUCUUGUUGAGAUGCGUGCAGCAGCAUUGCGGACUCUUACUAGUAUCAUUCAUUUGGACCGUAAUCCACAUUUUCCAAAAAAACCUGGUUCACGGUUGAAUAUGAUAAUCGAUGUUACCGGAGCAAGUUCGUAUCACGGAUUUUUCCCUGUAUCAAUUCGUACGUGCAUUUCGCAGUUGACUUCGCCACCACUGGAUGGACCACCAUUUCCUUUGCAACUCGCAACGGCAUUGUUUAGCUUCCUGUAUCAUUUAGCCAGCUACGAAGCUGGAGGUGAAGCGCUCAUUAGUUGCGGAAUGAUGGAAAGCUUGUUGAAAAUUAUGAACUGGCCUGGCACUGAACUGGAGCAUAUAACCUUCGGUACAAGGGCAGUUCGCGUAAUAGACUUGAUGACAAACAUAGAUAUGCAAGCAUUCCAAGCUCACAAUGGCCUAGCAAGUUUUAUCAAUCGUAUCGACAUGGAGGUGAACGUAUGCCGAAAGGAACAACCGUUUGAGAUUGAACCGUAUAUAUACCCGGAUAAUCCACAGUCAUCCCGCGAAAGAUCUAUAGAAAGGGACGAGGAAUCAACGUCAACGCGACGUUUAAACGAGCCCUUUGAUGAACGCGAGGAAUCCUCGAAUCCUAUGGAGUUCUCCGAAGAUGAGAACAUGACCUCAAAGAUCGAAGACAAAAACGAACAAAUGCCAGAUUGCUCUGCAGUGAAAACUGGGAAAACGUGUUUGCCCCAGCGAGCUGCGCUUUUAAAGUCAAUGUUAAAUUUUGUAAAGAAAACAAUCCAGGAUCCGGCGUUCUCUGAUAGCAUUAGGCAUGUCAUGGAGGGCACCUUACCCUCCUCUUUGAAACACAUUAUCAGUAAUUCCGAGUAUUAUGGUCCUUCGUUGUUUCUUCUUGCUACCGAUGUCGUAACGGUCUAUGUUUUUCAAGAACCGUCAUUACUAUCCUCCCUACAAGAUAAUGGAUUGACUGACAUUGUAUUACAUGCUUUACUUAUUAAAGAAGUUCCUGCAACUAGAGAAGUUCUAGGCUCAUUACCUAACGUGUUCAGCGCUCUCUGUUUAAAUCAGCGUGGAUUGGAGUCGUUCGUAAAACGACGUCCAUUUGGACGGUUAUUUAAAGUCUUACUAUCGCCAGUCUACCUUUCCGCGAUGAGAAGGCGUCGAAGUGCAGAUCCUUUGGGUGACACGGCGACGAAUCUAGGCAACGCCAUGGACGAACUAAUGAGACACCAACCGAGUUUGAAGGUUGAUGCAAUCGCUGCCAUCAUAAAACUGUUAGAGAAACUUUGUGUCUUGGGCUGUGAUCCUCGAUACGUGUGUCUACGAGCUGCAAGUAAAUCCGAUAAUUCGCCAUCGAAUUCAACGUCUGGAAAUCGCCAGUCUUCUGGACAAUCCGUUGGAGUCGGAGUCGGAGACUCCGGCGGCGGCGGAGGAGGCGGAGGAGGUGGAAGUAGUAGCGACGAAGAAGAAGAAGAUGAAGAGGAAGCCAGUACAAGUUCUCAUCCUCAGCGCGAGGAACAACCGUCGCCAUCGCCGGCUCAACCUGGUCCACCGCCGCAGCCAAGGGAAAAAACACCGAUAGCUCUGGUGGAAUACAUACACAACGUUAUGAAAUUCGUCGACGCUAUUCUCAGUAACAACUCUACGGACGAUCAUUGUAGAGAAUUCGUUGCCCAGAAAGGUCUAGUGCCGCUAUUGUCCAUUCUGGGAUUACCUAAUCUUCCAGUGGACUAUCCAGUUGCGCAGGCGGCUCAGUCUGUAGCAACAGUUUGUAAAAGUAUCUUGAAUCUUGCGCACGAGCCACUAGUGCUGAAGACUGGCCUGUCUCAGUUGAACGAAGUGCUGAAUUUAUUGAAACCUCUCCACAAUCACACGGACACAUCUGGUGGUUCUGUUUUGUUACACGAACUUGCGUCUGCCCCGAAUUUGGAGACUGCUUUUACGAGCGACACUGCAACACCUUUGCUGCAUGCCAUGAACGCUGCUCAUGGAUAUGUAGUAAUGUUUGUUCACGUGUGCCGCACUAGCCAAAGCGAAGUUAGGAAUCUGUCUAUGAACCACUGGGGAUCUGGGCUUGGUUUAACUGUCUUGAAAGGUCUCACACAGCUAUAUAUGUCGCUGGUUUGGGAAAGCACACUGUUGCUGGCACUGUGCAGUGAGGACAGUAUACCAGCCGGAUGCGACUUUGGAAAGGAAGAUAUGGAGAAAUUGGUGCCACCUGAGUUAAAGAACGAUGGCGAAACUUCUGGCUGGUCAGGUGGUGUAUCCUCAGAUAUGGGAAGUAAUGGAAUGACUACAGCCAUGGAAGCCUUGAGUACAGAUCCACCACCUGUACCCAUGGAGGUGGACGAUAAACCAAAUGCUGCUGGUGCAGGCAGAGUAUCGCCAAGUUCCUAUCAGCUCAAGUACAUUAAACCUUUAUUGGGGGCUUCGUCUAGAUUGGGCAGAGCACUGGCAGAGUUGUUUGGUCUACUUGUAAAGCUUUGCAUGGGUUCCCCGAUGAGACAACGUAGAGGACAACAGAUGCCUUUAACACCAGCUCUACCUUCGCCAGCAGCUAGAAGCGUGGCAACUGCCUUAAAUUCUUUAUUGAUCCGUGGAUUGACGUGGGAUCAAUUACCUCCAUCGCGGAUACCCAAGUUUAAAUUGACCUUCUUGAUAUGCUCUCUAGGUUUCACAUCGCCGAUGCUGUUUGAUGAAAAGAGGCAUCCGUAUCAUUUGAUGCUUCAAAAAUUUGUUAGACAAGGCGGGCAGUAUGCAUUUUUUCACACUUUUCGUUGGGCAUUAUCUGGCGAAGGACAGUUUCCUGUGUCAGAAGGAUUAGAACAUCCUAAUUUGCCAGACGGCACUGGAGAAUUCUUAGACGCAUGGCUUAUGCUUUUGGAGAAAAUGGUGAAUCCUAAAGCUAUUUUAGAUUCGCCGCAUCUUAUCACUCCAAAGUUUACUGGAAUAUACAAAAUGUAUGAAUUCGAUCCGAUAAAGUACCUCACCAAUAUUCACAAGAAAGCCUUUGAGGCGGUGAUGCUAAUGUGGGGCAAGAAACCUUUGAAAAACUAUGGAGCUCGUAUGACAGAAUCAAUUUUGUCUAUUUUACGGCAUAUCUUGAGGGGUGAAAAAAUUAUUAAGGAACGUACGGAGAAGGAAGAAAUUAGCGAGGGAGCAAUUACUGGCAGCACCAGCGGUACCAGUGGAAUUGGAAGGACAGGAGCAGGAGCCAUCUCUGACCGCAGAGAGGAACCGGAAUCAGAAGUAAAUCAAGAACAUCUCAGACAGUUGAUGGACAUGGGAUUCAGUAGAGCACAUUGCAUUGAAGCUUUGCUGCAUACGUUAACGGUUGAACAAGCCACAGAUUACCUUCUUACUAAUCCUGCUACGCUACGUAGAUCGGAUGUGCCAGCCGGAGACGGUAGUGGUCAAGGUCUCAUAAUGGACUUAGAAUUGGACGAUGACCAAAUAAUGCAUGCCAUCGCAAUGUCAUUAGGAGAAACAGAAACGCGAAAAGCUUCUGGUUUAGAAAAGUUCCCGGAGGAGCUUAUUUGCGAACCUACUAUAACGAGCAGUAUAGAUGAAUUUACAAAUACUGCUUUGAGCCAGUGUUUAAAUUUGUUGGAUCUCAUGCCUGACACCGUAUACAGAAUCUGUGAUCUAUUGGUUACAAUUACAAAGAGGAACGGAGAUGAGUGGCGGAAUAACAUGUUGCUACAACUUAUAAAAGAGAUCGGUAGUCUAGUGGAUUACUUGAUUGACAUCGCCGAAAGUCAAGAUCCAAACGCUGGUACAAGAUUAGUAGAAUGCGAAGAAGCUAACAAAGUUGCUGGACGUAUUUAUCUUUACACUUUAUUCUUCGAAGGGACACUCCAAGAAAUGCGAGUAGCUUGCGCCCAAAUUGUGAAACAAUGUGGUGUCUCAGAAUUACUCGUACGGUUGUUGGUAGUAAGCGAGGGACCGCUUACAGCUAAUAAAAAUAAAGUUUCCAAAGAUAACAAGGAUGGGACAGCUACUACAAAAACUCCAAAGUGGCUUGCACCUUUGCUGCUUCUCAUAGACCGCUUAGAAAAAGUGGCAAUAUCAACACUGAGGACACUGUUAAUGCACAAGGUGACACGCAGAGUCUGGAAAUGGUUUGACUUGAAUACAGGAGAAUGGACAGUGUACUCUCCAAUAAACAAUCGAAUAAUCAACGAUGCUUACUGGGCUGAUGAACCUAGUGUACGGAUCACGUGCAGCAGACGUAGAUACCUGAUCACCUUUUCGUCAAUGACACAAGUGAACGAGGAAAGUGACAACAGAAGACCGAUCACAAUGAAUUUCAAAUUGUUCCCUGUGGCCGAUUAUGGUCCGGUGGAGCACAUGAGGAAGACGUUUGUACAGGGACUGGAUCCUAGUGUGAUCCCAAGCAUUAUACGUACCUGUGUAAAAUUAUUGGCGAUUCCGGUGGAUCGAGAUGCCUUGCACGCGUUAAUGAAGGUCUGUUUACGAUUGACGCGAGAUUACGAGAAUGCAGCGAUCUUUGCUCGCGAAGGUGGUGUGAAACUUCUAUUGGAAAUGACACAGGCGAGCAGUUUCAUCGGAUGUAUCAGUCUAAGUACCCUACUUAUUCGGCAUACUUUAGAGGAAUCAAAUACGCUUCGGCAAGCCAUGGAGAAGGUUAUUCGAACUCGCACCCAGGGCAACAUACCUCCACCGUACAAAGAAAUUUUGUUUAUGACUCGUCAGAUCAGCAGUGCUGUUUGUCGUAAUCCAGAAGUCUAUAGAGAAGUUUGCGAAAAGAUUCUCAGAGUGGACGUUAGCCUGUUAAGACGAGAUUUUGAUCACAGAUUAAUCGUGAAAGCUCUACCUCCGAGCCAGUCGCAGAAUACCACGAUGGCGGAAGAAGUAUCGGAAGUAUCGGUAUAUGUGGUACAAGACCUAUUGAAUGCUCUUAUAAAAUCUGUGCCAGUUAUUCCUGACGAUGGUGCAGCGUCCCCUACCGGAAGUCCCGAGAAGAAAACGUCUCACUCGAAUUCUACCGUAGGAACGACAUCUUCUAGACGAGACGGUCUUAGAAACAACGCGACAACAACGAACGAUCCUUUGGACGACGACGAUCAAGUCUCCCAGAUAAUCCCACUGAAAAUCUACCCGGAUGUCGGUAACAACGGUAAAGUCGAGCCGGAAGAAGCAAAGAAGCCUUUGUUAGCCAAGUCUGCGAUUCUAAAGAUACUCGCGGAAGCUGUUCGUUCUUACAACGGAAUCGCCGACUUAAUUACGGAGCAUGUGUACGUUGCUGAGCAAGGUGAGAUGGUGACAGAAGACACAACUGCGCUUGCUUUCCUUUUGGACAAGCUUCUACCGAUGUUGCCGGAGAAUUCGAGCGACAGACAAUGCAGUAGCACGGCACGAAUGUUGAUAGCUGCUAUUGCCUCCUGUAACCAUUCUCCGGAUGUCCAAACAACCUUGGUCACCGAAGUGAAGGCCGCGUUAACGAGAACGUUGGCGCUUCCCGAAAGCUCGGAGAAACACGCGCAACUUCAGUUGUUGAUCGGUCUGAUAUCGACCAUGAUCGACAGCUGUCCGCCAACACCGAAUAAUCAGUUGAGAGCCUCUUUAAAGAUGCACCAGUACAAUAAUGUCAAUUAUAUCGUGAGGAUCAUGUUGAGAAAGGGUAUAAUCACCGACUUGGCAAAAAUCCCACACAGUCUCGAUCUUUCCAGUCCAAACAUGGCUGGCACCAUCAACGCCGCCCUGAAACCUCUCGAGACACUUUCCAGAAUCAUAAAUCAACCAAUGCCAGGCACUGUGCAUAAUAAAUUUUCAAAGCCUAAAAACAGAACGGUUCCGGAGGACCCGAUCGGGGAACAAACGGAAACCACAACGUCCGAGGCAACUCACGCGGUUGGCGAGGAAGCGAACGAAGAUGCUGAAAAUACUGAACACGAUAUAUCCGUCACUGCCGAGAGCCUUGAACCUACUUCAGAGGGUCAGGUGCACGAGGAGGGUGACGAAGCUGCAUUGGAAGACAUCAUGGAUCAGCUGCUUGAAAGUGUACUAUUUUCCAGGGACGGCUCAGCCGUGACAGAAGAACAGUCUUCUCGGUCGCACAGGCCAAUGGAUAUUGACGACGAAAGUCUUGCUAUACGCGACGGGGAGGCUGACUUUGACCCUACACGAUUUCUAUCUUCUUCGGAGGAUCUAAUGAGUUCCGAUUCAGAUUCCGAUAGCAAUCCCUCCGAUGAUAAUGAAGACGAAGUACAAGAUGAAGAAGACGAGGAAGAGGAGGAGGAAGAUGAUGGAGAGGAGAAUGAAGAAGAGGAAGAGGAGGAGGAAGAAGGCUCUUCUAAUUACGAAGAGGAUGGAAUCGAGUUUUAUGAAGAUGUCGAAAGUGGUGUCUUCAGAAUGUUCCCAUCUACCGAACGUGACGGAAGUAACGUUGUAAUGAUUCAACAUAAUAUUGACAAUCAGGACAAUUUGAACACUUCCACUCCUGUUACACCACGACCCAGUAUUCCAUGGACUACUACAUUUCCUCUACCUCUGGGGCUUUUCGAAGACCCAUCUUCAGUUUCCGAAGGCAAUGGUAUAAAUUCUCACCCGUUGCUAAUACCACAGGGCAGUUUGGACGUUGCUAGUACAAGAGCUCCGAGAGCUCCACGGCAACGGAGGUAUCAGUUCCUUCAAAUACAAAAUCCACGAAAUCCGAAUCCGCCAGUAAUCUUACAAAGGUUAUUAGGACCAGCCGCACAAGCGAUUCCCCUGCCUGCUAGUCAGGUUUUAGCCUCCAGCUUCCGAGACACGCGUGUCGUUGUAAUGGAUAAUGGUCUUGGAAUCUUUACCAAUCAGGAAGAGGAACAAUUUGAUUUCGUGGAUCAAUCUGGCUAUCUUUUUGGACCCAGUCUAGCAGCCACGUUGAACAACAUUCCAACAGCAUUGCAUUGGUGGAUUGAAGAAAGUAAACUGUUGGAUGGAGAUUCUCAGGCAGACUGUUGCGCUGGUGUUGUAUUUAAAUUGAUUCCUAACCUGGUGAAGCAUCGAGAUGCUGAACUAGCUGAACGAAAAGAGAGGCGUAAGAAGCAACACAGUUCUGAAAAGAAAGGUGAAAAAGAUGGCAAAGAGGAGAAAGAUCAUCUAAAUAAUACGGAAUCGAGUUCUUCCACUGUGAUACCUAUAGAAGAGCAAAUAUCGGCGGCUUCAACGUCCCAAAGAGAGGACGCGAGUAACCUGGUCACUUGCAUCGAAACCACUCCUGUCGAAGCAACUCGACAGGAACGUACGCCCGACGAAGAUAUAAUCGACGUGACCGGCGAAAUGGAAGUAACAGUCCAAGAUGACGAGGAACGACCUCCGCCGCCUCCACCACACGAGCAAGUAACGCCCUCGGAGCCUAGAGACCCACGAAUAAGUAAUAGAAACUCAACUUUGGAACUGGCAGAGAGUAUCGUCGACUCCGUACUCGGCCCAUGUGCGACUGAAGCAAGCCGACUAAGACAGUCGGAACGGCCCGCAGAAGCAUCGAAUCCCAACGAAACGUCUAGUCGGCCCAACGCAUCCAUAGUAGUUGAUUUUAGUCAAGAAGGUAACGAAGACUUGUUAAGAGAAAGUGUCUCGUUUGAUUGGAUCAGAAGGCUUUUAACCGAUGACAGUCAAUCAAACGUUGAACGAAAUGCAAAUGUACUCAAUCAAGAUCCCACCACUUCAGCAUCAGAAAACAUUAAUCCAGAGCCGUCAGAACAGCAACAACCGCAACAACAACAGCAACAACAGCAACAACAACAACAACCAGAACAAUCACAACAACAGCAGCCACAGGAGCAACAACUACCAGAUGGAGUGGAUCCAUCCUUCUUGGCUGCUCUGCCAGAAGACAUGCGUGACGAAGUCAUAGCUGAACAGCUUCGACUUCAACGAAUUCGCAUACGAGCUCAAGCUACCGUCGUUGAGGAAUUAACCGGACCGGUUGAGGUUAAUCCUGAAUUUUUGGCUGCCUUACCACCAGCGAUUCAGGAAGAAGUACUUGCGCAACAACGCUUAGAGCAACAACGACAUGCGGCCGCGUCUGCUAAUCCAGAUGAUCCGGUUGAUGCAGCCGCGUUUUUCCAGAAUUUGCAACCUUCUUUGAGACAAGCGAUAUUGACCGACAUGGAGGAGUCACAGAUAUCCGUUCUUCCGCCAGAUCUGGCACAAGAAGCUCAAAAUCUUCGGAGAGAAUGGGAGGCUCGAAAUCGAGAUUUAAUGCAACAAAGAUUUCUUAGUCAUGUUAGUCAAGGAAAUGCUACCUUGUCCAGUAUAUUAAGGCAUUCUGGUAGAUGUAGAGGUGGUGCUACACGUUAUGCAAUUCAGGCGGUAGCACAAAGAGGACAAUGGGAUCCGUUGAUGCGUGGUGAUACUAGUAUAACACACCAGGGUGCGGGUCUCCGACUCAGAGGCAGACAAUUGCUGGACCAUGAGUCGAUGGCCUGCCUAUUGGUAUUACUGUUUGUUGAUGAACCAAAAAUUAAUACAUUAAGGUUUCAUAGAGUUAUCAGGAAUCUUUGCUAUCACGGUAGUACAAGAGACUGGGUAGUCAAAGUUUUACUAAGUAUCAUGGAAAAAAGUAACGAUGAGAAUAAAGAUAUUGCUGUGGAUUUCGGUGGAAAAUUCAAAAGAAAAAGUUUGAUGCCCACGAUGGACUACUGUUCUCCCAAACUUGUCGAUCAAAGGAACAACGCACAGUCGUGGUUAAAUAUCAGCAUCGAUGCUGCACUUGGCUGCCGAGCAAACGUUUUUCAUAUUGUUAGACACGGUGGUAAGAAAUCAGAGAGGCAAGGCAGCAGUAUCGCCAUUCACCCACAAGCUGCACCCACAGUGUGCAGAAUGUGUUGCGAUUUAAUGUCUUCAAAAUUCAUAUCGAUUCGAAUUGUAUUCGAAUUUUUUAUGAUCCCUGGAUAUUUUGUGCCAAUUAAGCCUAAAGAGUCCGAAGAGAAGGAUUCAAACAAUAAGGAUGAGGCUUGCUCAAAGGGCAAGUCCGCCUCGAAACCAGGAAAGAGCGACCAACCGGAUUUCUGGGAUAUUUUAUUAAAACUAGACUCGUGUGCCUCGAAGAAAGGAAAGUCAGUUGCCAGGACACAUUCAAAUUCGAACUUGGGAAACGAACCAGAACAUAGUACGGCUACUUUUGAAGCUUCUGCCUUCGGUCAAUUAAUUUCUAUGUUGAAUUGGUCAGUCAUCAAGCGUAGCAGUCAGUUAACAGAUAAAUUAUUGCGACUGUUGUCACUGAUCUCAAUCGGGUUGACGGAAGUGAACCCGUACCACAGACAGGAGGGAAAUAAAACUAAAAAGACCGAAGGCAACAAAGAACUGAGUGUAGCUGCACCUGAAGAACAUCUCAGAUUGGCUGUACAAGUACUGACUAGCAAAAGUUGUUCCGAAGAGGGUCUGGAAGAUGCAACUGCUCUGUUGCUUAAUUUGUCUCACUGCCCUGACCCAACUAGGCAACUGAUAUUAAAAUUACUCAUGGAAGGCGCAAUGGAACUGGCUAACAUGGUCUGCGAACACAUAAAAGAUUUAAUGAUGGAAUUGAAGGUUUUGAAUCGCGAAUUAAGAAGGAAUUCUAUGGAAGAGCAACCUUCAACUAGUACUGGUGGAUCCCGUGGAAUUCUCAUGGACAGGUUUACAAACGAAAGUGUAGUUGUUACUGCUCCAAGCAAGGUCAAAGCUGGAAGUGAUCUUCAGCUGCCAUCAAUGGCUGCUCUUGUUAGUAAAACCUCUAGUCAGGCAUUCUUCUUGAGAAUACUUAAAGUAAUUGUACAAAUAAGGGAGGCCGUACGUCUGGCAAACGCUAAGAAGACAACCAAUCAGACUACGGAAGGUACCGGUGAGACUGCAAGUACGAAUCAAGCUCCAGAUGAAGCCGAUGAUAAUGCCGACGGUGAUGUGCCUAUGGAUACGACGCAAGCAAACUCAUCUCAGUCUGACAAUGUGAAAUCAACUGUCGCCUCUGAUGAAAAACUUCCAUUGUUAAGUGAAUGUUUAGUACUGGAUCAUUUAUGGGAAACACUCAGCGCCUGUCUAUUGGAAUUAGAAUAUACUCCAGAUCAUCACGCUGUUUUAGUUUUACAGCCUGCCGUGGAGGCCUUUUUCCUAGUUCACUCAUCGUCUAGCGCCUCUCGGGAACGUCAACUGACUACAAAUGCAGAAAACCGCGAGGUUGUACCAGACCUGGCGCCGGUGUCGCCGAUAUAUUCGGACAACGAGGGCACAUCCCAAUCGGAAGCCGCUAUUAACACUUCCUGGGACAUGACACCUCCUCCACAAAAAACAUUACCACCGGACCAAGUCAAGUUCCUUAAAUUUGCUGAAACACAUAGAACUGUUUUAAAUCAAAUCCUUCGUCAGACAACUACACAUUUGGCGGAUGGGCCAUUCUCUGUGUUAGUGGAUCACACGAGAGUCCUUGAUUUCGACGUGAAGAGGCGGUAUUUCCGAGCAGAAUUGGAACGAAUGGACGAAGGUAUUCGAAGGGAAGAACUGGCCGUGCAUGUACGCAGAAGCCAUGUAUUCGAAGACUCGUUCCGAGAGCUUCACAGGCGAAACGCCGACGAAUGGAAAAACCGAUUUUACAUUGUCUUUGAAGGCGAAGAAGGACAGGAUGCCGGAGGAUUGCUCAGGGAGUGGUAUGUCAUCAUUUCCAGAGAGAUUUUCAAUCCUAUGUACGCUCUGUUUACUGUGAGUCCUGGUGACCGAGUGACAUACAUGAUCAAUUCUUCUUCGCAUUGCAAUCCCAAUCAUUUGUGUUAUUAUAAAUUCGUCGGUCGUGUUAUUGCUAAAGCAAUUUACGACAACAAGCUCCUGGAAUGUUAUUUCACGCGAAGUUUUUAUAAGCACAUCUUGGGAAUAUUGGUGAAGCACACGGAUAUGGAAAGCGAAGAUUAUAGUUUUUACAAAGGAUUGGUAUACCUUACGGAACACAAUAUCGCCGAUCUUGGAUACGAAUUAACCUUCUCUACAGAGGUGAAUGAAUUCGGUGUAAACGAUGUUCGAGAUCUAAUACCAAAUGGACGGAAUAUCGUCGUUACCGAAGAAACGAAAUUAGAAUACAUUCGACUUGUUUGUCAAAUGAAAAUGACUGGAGCAAUUCGAAAACAGUUGAACGCGUUCCUAGAAGGUUUUUAUGACAUUAUUCCAAAACGACUGAUUUCCAUAUUCAACGAGCAGGAACUUGAACUGCUUAUCAGUGGAUUACCCAACGUAGAUAUCGAAGAUCUUAAAGCCAAUACCGAGUAUCAUAAAUAUACCGCGACUUCUUUACAAAUCCAAUGGUUCUGGCGAGCACUGCGAGGUUUCGAUCAAGCAGACAGGGCCAAAUUCUUACAAUUUGUCACCGGAACGUCAAAAGUGCCGUUACAAGGAUUCGCUGCUUUGGAAGGAAUGAACGGUGUACAAAAGUUCCAAAUUCAUCGUGAAGACAGAUCGACAGACAGGCUUCCAUCAGCUCAUACAUGUUUUAAUCAGCUGGAUCUACCCGUUUACGAAACGUAUGACAAGCUCCGUACGAAUUUACUGAAGGCGAUCCAUGAAUGCAGCGAAGGGUUCGGUUUCGCCUAAAUUCUUUGCUAGGUUGAGCAAAUCAUGCGGCAAUUUCGCACGAAAGCUCGAAGAGCGAAGACAACGGGUAUAAACAAUAAAAUAGAGUAAGGGAAGUCGAGAAAGACAAAGAAAUGAGAAAAAAAAAUUGCUAAACAAUUGUAAAAGUACCGUAAGAACGCUUGAUCUUCGCUCAAGAUCUAGUAUAAAAUGUUUACUCUGCUAUAUGCAUAUUAAAACUAAAAAGGCGUAUGUAUAUACGUAUAGUUAACGAUGAUUGUAAUUACCGAUGAUUCGUCGCUAGAGUUUAUUUUGUUGAACGAUCUUAAGGGAGAGACGCAGAGCUUAACGAUAAUUCCCGACAAGGAAGGAGAAGACUUAAUCGGACACAAAUUUAGUUAAGGACCUCUACGAUUAAGAUAUAAACAAAUAAGGAGAAAGAACUCGGUGUAAUUCAUCGUUAAGAGAAAGUGGCGGGCUUUUGAAUUGAAUGUAAUAUAAAUUGCAAUUCGAAGCCGAAAGCUCUCCUCUUUAGCAGAGAUUUUGACAGGGGGUGAGGAACGAACAGUUUUUUUGGUUUUGCCGUACGUGAGGAGGCAAAGAAGUGAAGGUAACAGAUGAAAAUGAUGGAAGAAACGUAUGCCUGUGAUCGGUCAGAAUACGUGUUUAUUUCUUCAAAGAUAUACGUGAAAGAAAAGAGAUGUACAAGUGAGAGAUGCUAGAAUGCAUAGAAGAAACAUUUAAGUGUGUGAUUACAUGGGUAUAUAUGGAUGUGUACAUGUGUAUGUGUGCGCGUGUACGUGUAGUGUGUAUGAUACUUGAACAAGAGUGUGAGAGAGAGAGAGAGAGAGAGAGACAGGAUUAUUCAAGAAUCGAUUAGACAUGAGCCUAAAAUACGAAAAAAGAAAACAUUUCAAGAUGUGUUCUACCCUUACACUCGCAAAAACAUCUAUGGUUGUACACUAUUAGUAUUAAUAAUUAUAAUAUUAUCUAAUUCUUAAUCGAUAGUAAUUAUCAUUAAUUAAUAUCGUUUUAAUAUUAAUCAUUGGAGAAACGUGAUGUUGAAAAAACGGAAAUCGUGUCACUUUCUUCCCUUUUCUUUUUUCCUAUGGACAGCGCGCAAUCGCUCGUCCGCUCGCCUGGUUAUCUCCGAAUCCGAUCCUCGAUGUUCCUCUGCCAAUCUUUAUCAACUUCUGCUCUGAGAAAGUAAAAUUUCAACUUUGCAAAUCGAAAGGAUGUUAAUUUUUGUAAACACAUCGAAUGGGACAAUAUAUAUAUAUCGUUUUUGGAAGAGAGAGAGAGA